Molecule: messenger RNA, 4089 nt
Organism: Kwoniella shivajii
Lineage: Eukaryota; Fungi; Basidiomycota; Tremellomycetes; Tremellales; Cryptococcaceae
Exons: 9
Coding region: 1-4089 (1362 amino acids)
Biological process (GO): actin filament organization
Molecular function (GO): actin filament binding
Source: RefSeq, a predicted model, not a curated record
AUGGCUCCGUCAAGAUUCGGAGCUUCGAAAUAUCGGAACUCGUUGCCCCACAUUCCACCUAGAGAAGAGUUUUACCGUUCGCAAUUACCUCCAUUCUCAGCAUCUCAAUCUAACUCCAGUACCACCACGACUUUCAGCUCAGAAAUCAAGACCAACAGAGAAUGGAUUGUGAUCCUUACAGCGAACGGUGACCUAUCCUAUAGGGGCUAUACGGGAGAUGCUGGUGUAGAGAAAGUCGGAAAAGGUGGUGGAGUCGGUGAUUGGGAUUUAAGUAGACUAGAAGACAAUGUGAUAGCAGUCGGUGGACUGGAUGGAAGUAUUGGUGUAUACUCUUUGCCGGUACUAUCAUCCACUCCCUCCCCUUUGACUGUUCUGCACACCAUACCACCAACAUCUCAAUCACCUAUAACGAACCUGAUUUUACAUCCUACAACACCUAAUAUCGUCCUUGCUUCCACUCUUACAAAUCCACUGGCGAUAUACGACGUGUCAUCCCCUUCUACAUCACCUCUAAUCACUCUCAACGCCUCAGAACCGAAAGGAUUGUGGUCAAUCGCAUGGUCAUCAAAUGGUCGAUUGAUAGGAGUGAUAGGUAAAUCAGGUAUUUUAUCAAUAUAUGAUCCAAGACUGAGUAAAGAUCCAAUCAAGACGAAAAACCUCUCGUUCUCUAUGCAAGCGUUAAAACCCAGUAAAAUAACCUGGGUAGGACAGGAUAUCUUCCUUACUUCCUACUCGAAACCAAGAAACAGACAAUAUUCAUUAUUGAUCAUCACUAAAGACGGAAUAGAAACGAAGUUCACUGAGACUUUGGAUACCUCGCCUGGGAUCUUGAUCCCUUUGGUAGACGAAGAAAGGAAGAUUGUAUACAUGGCAGGAAGAGGUGAUAUGUUUUUACGUCAAAUCGAAUUAUCUGGACCAAUAGGAUACCAAGAGACACCUCAUCCCUUACCGUUCCCUCUAUCGUCAGGCUCAAUGGCACUGAAAAACCAAACAGAAUUAGAUGUUAUGAAUGCUGAAAUAGCUAGGGUAAUCUUACCGGUCGUGGAUAAAGAUGGUGAUGCACUCUUACCGUUGGGAAUCAGAGUCCCAAGAAGGCAGUUGAUCGAUUAUCACGAGGAUUUGUAUCCAGAUGUCCAGGGAACUGUCCCGGAACAAAACGCGGAACAGUGGUUUAGAGGAGAUGACCAGAGUCCCCUGUCAGUGACUUUGGAUCCAGCUAGGCGGAACACUUGGGAAGGGAGGAUUGAAGAAUACAAAAAGCAAAGAGGAAACCUAUCUAUACCCUCAGCCACUUCCGUGAUGGCUCCCGAGGUGACUGUUCGUUCGAGCGUAGCUGCCUCUGCUGUCACAGCAAAUUCUGGGUCCGCCGAGACAGCAUCAAAUACCACUCCGCCAAGCAACGUAACUCUGGAUUCGUCGGUAGCAAAAGAUGCUAUUUCUAAAUCAUCAUCGCCAUCGUCGACAGAAUCAAAGCCAAAAAUUACUAUCAACCCUAAAUUGCCUUUACUACAGGACAACGAAACGUAUUCUUCGACGAGCUAUAAGUCUCGUAUUGUUGCGGACUACCUAGCUGUUGAGUUUGAGAAGCACAAGGGAAGUGACGAGAAGGGGCCAUUAAUGGUAGGAUUACAGGGUCCUCAGGGAUGCGGCAAAACGACUCUUUGUUCUGGAUUCGUUGAAUAUCUCAAGAAUGAAAAAAGCUUGAAAGCUGCCGUUUUGUCUCUUGAUGAUUUGUAUAAAACCCACGAGGGUCUCAAGACUGUGGCUACUCAGCAUCCAAAGAACGCUCUGCUCGCCGGUCGAGGUCCGCCCGGAACACAUGAUACAGAACUUGCGAAAUCCGUCAUUGGACAGGUGAUGCAUAUCAACGAUUCUACUGGAGAGUCGGUGAAACUUCCAGUGUUCGAUAAGAGUCUCUGUGGCGGAGAAGGAGACCGUUCUCAAGAUACUGUCAGUGUGUCAGGUCCUAUCGAUGUAUUCAUACUGGAAGGAUGGUCAAUGGGAUUUGCUCCCCUAUCAAAGACGUCUUUGGAAACAGCAUAUUCCAAUCCCGUACCCGCCUCCCCAGCAACUUCCGACACGUAUUUCACUAAGCAUCCUUUAUCUUCUCUACAAACAGUAAACGAAUACUUAUCGUCUUUCUCAGAAGCCUUAUACUCUAACUUUAAAGCCUUCGUCCAAGUGGAACCUUUAUCGUAUGACUACGUGUUUGAUUGGAGAUUACAGCAGGAACGUGCCAUGAAAGAGAAGAAUGGGGGGAAAGGGAUGACAGAUGAACAAGUCCAUAAAUUCGUGGAAAGAUAUAUGCCUGGAUAUGAAUUGUGGAAAGAAGGAAUUUGGAAUCAAGGCACAGGAUGGGCCGGAAGAGGGCUCAAGCUUGUAUUUGGAAGCGAGAGGGAAGUAUUAAACGUUUCUCAACCCCGUUCUUCUGAAACUACUAGUACCAAAGUAGACGAGAAGGAAGAGAAGGAAAAGAAGGAAGAGAAGGUAAAAGAGUCAGAAAAAGGUGACAUCCAGCUCGUGAAGGUCGACAAGAUAGCCGAAGAGAAAGUGAUACAAACUGGAGAAAAAGAUUUAGCUGUUAAGGUUGAAAUACCACCGAAGAGUGAGGUAUCGCCAUUCCCUCCUCCAGCCCUAUCUUCGACUACUUCAUCGAAAGAAUUUUCCCAACCUACCAAGGAAGCAACACCACCCGCCAAGGAACGAUACAACCCCAAUUGGUCUCGUAAAUUCUUAGCUGGAAAAGCCCCUCUGAUCCCUACAUAUGACUCUCUUCCUGCUCUAUCUUCAUUGCAUCAAGACUCUAAGACUUUGAAAGCGAAUGCACGCGUCGCGUUUUUCCCUAUCCAAGGCACAGGUGGGAGGCUGAAUGUUCACCCGUUGAGCAAGAAAGGACGUUUGAGCGUUGGUGGGGAAGGAUACCUAACAGGCGGAGUAGAGAUAUCGGAUUUCGAUGUGGAAUUAGGGGGCGAUCGGGUUGCAGUCGCUGGAGAAGACGGAGUCGUGAGACUAUGGAACGUUGGGGAGCAAGGUGUGCAGGGUGUAGGACCGGAACCCGAACAGGUGUUAAAAGGUAAAGGUAUCGAUAAAAUCACACAAAUAGCCUUCCAUUCUACUGCUGAAAAUCUGCUAGUGGGAUUAACGAAUGACUUUGGGCAAUCCUCCAUACGGUUCUGGGAUUUAGCGAUAGGUGAAGAAGCGAGCGUAGUGGCUAUACCCGUUCAAGGAGUGUUCAACUUCACCUUUUCUCCUGAUGGCGAGAGAGUAGCUAUCGCAGCCAAAGAUAAUCGCAUACUUGUACUUGAUCCGCGAAAUCCUUCCAAACUAAUAUCAGGUAAGGCUUAUGACAGUCCACGAUCCUUCCAGACCGCCUGGAUAGAUCGUAGCCACCUCGUUACAAUAGGCUUUUCAAGAGGGUCCCAACGGAAAAUCAACUUGUAUCAUCUACCAUCAGCAGGUGAUAUAGAGACUCUCUAUUCCAUCACGAUCGACGUAUCGCCAUCUGUCUUAUUCCCCGCAUACGAUCCAGAUACUUCCAUCUUGUACGUUUGGGGUAAGGGGGAGAGAGUAGUACAGGCAUACGAAGUAAAUCUAGAACAUAAAGAACCGAUUAGCAAGUUACCAAGUUAUACUGCUGGUUCACCACAGCUUGGUUUAGUGUUCUUGCCAAAAAGAACAGUAGAUGUGAAGAAAGUGGAAAUCGCGAAAUGUUUAAGAUUGACGGCUAAAACGAUGGAAGUAGUCUCAUUUUCCAUACCAAGGAAUAAGCCCGAGUUCUUCCAGGAUGAUAUUUACGUCCCCACUUUGGAUGUAGAAAGCUAUGCGAAUACCGCUCAGGAAUGGCUCAACGGUCAGAAUAAGGCUGUUCCGACGGUCGAGCUUCGACCGGAAGGCAUGGAAGCGCUUUCUCAAGCCCCAAAAAUAGACUCAGCAGCCAAGAAGAAGUUUGUCCCCGCAGCUAAUGUGAUGUCUGAAGAAGAGAAGAAAAAACAGGAAAUGGAUGCUUUAUUCGCCAAAGCUAAGAUGGAUGAGAGUAGUGAUGAAGAAAUAGAACAAAAAGGAUUAGCGGCGCCGGAUGACGAUUGGUAG